Molecule: messenger RNA, 2009 nt
Organism: Lipotes vexillifer (Yangtze River dolphin)
Lineage: Eukaryota; Metazoa; Chordata; Mammalia; Artiodactyla; Lipotidae
Gene: PRICKLE3
Product: prickle planar cell polarity protein 3
Exons: 9
Coding region: 67-1911 (614 amino acids)
Molecular function (GO): zinc ion binding
Source: RefSeq, a predicted model, not a curated record
UGGCCAGACGGCCACAAGGAUUCCAUUCGCCUGACCCGGCCCGGCUUGACCCUGCCUGGGCGCGCCAUGUUCGCGCGUGGGUCCCGGAGGCGCCGCUCAGGGCGCGCGCCUCAAGAAGCAGAGGACCCAGACCGAGGCCAGCCCUGCAACUCCUGCAGGGAGCAGUGCCCCGGCUUCCUGCUGCAUGGCUGGAGAAAGAUCUGCCAGCACUGCAAAUGCCCACGGGAGGAGCACGCCGUGCACGCAGUGCCUGUGGACCUGGAACGCAUCAUGUGUCGGCUAAUCUCAGACUUCCAGCGCCACUCCAUCUCUGACGACGACUCCGGCUGUGCCUCGGAGGAGUAUGCCUGGGUGCCCCCUGGUCUCAAGCCCGAGCAGGUGUACCAAUUUUUCAGCUGCCUUCCAGAGGACAAGGUCCCCUACGUCAACAGUCCCGGGGAGAAAUACAGGAUCAAGCAGCUGCUGCACCAGCUGCCCCCACAUGACAGUGAGGCACAGUACUGCACAGCACUGGAAGAGGAAGAGAAGAAAGAGCUCAGAGCCUUCAGCCAGCAGCGGAAGCGGGAGAAUCUGGGGCGUGGCACUGUGCGCAUCUUCCCCGUGACCAUCACAGGGGCCAUCUGUGAGGAGUGUGGGAAGCAGAUUGGAGGUGGGGACAUCGCCGUGUUUGCCAGCCGUGCAGGCCUGGGUGCCUGCUGGCACCCACAGUGCUUUGUGUGCUCCACGUGCCGGGAGCUGCUGGUGGACCUCAUCUACUUCUACCAUGCGGGCAAGGUCUACUGUGGUCGCCACCAUGCUGAACGCCUGCGCCCGCGCUGCCAAGCCUGUGACGAGAUCAUCUUCUCCCAUGAGUGCACAGAGGCCGAGGGCCGGCACUGGCACAUGGGUCACUUCUGCUGCUUUGAGUGUGAAGCAUCACUGGGAGGGCAGCGCUAUGUCAUGCGUCAGAGCCGCCCCCACUGCUGCGCCUGCUACGAGGCCCGCCACGCGGAGUAUUGUGAUGGCUGUGGGGAGCACAUUGGCCUGGACCAGGGCCAGAUGGCUUAUGAGGGCCAGCACUGGCACGCCUCAGACCGCUGCUUCUGCUGUAGUCGCUGUGGGCGAACCCUCUUGGGCCGCCCCUUCCUGCCACGCCGUGGCCUAAUCUUCUGCUCCCGAGCCUGCAGCCUGGGGUCCGAGCUCACGGCUCCGGGGCCCGGCCGCCGCAGCUGGAGCGCAGGCACGGUCUCCACACCUCUCACAGCCUCUACAGCCUCUUUCUCUGCUGUGGAGGGGGCGUCUGAGACCUCCACAAAAGGCACCAGCACCGAGCCAGAGCCUGCUGCAGGCCCCGAGGAGCCUGCCCGCUUUCUGAGAGGGGCCCCUCACCGCCACUCCAUGCCUGAGCUGGGGCUCCGCAGUGUCCCCGAACCACCCUCAGGGCCUCCCGGCCAGCCGGACCCGCACCCAGAAGAUGGUGCCUUUGGUCGCCAGAGCACCCCACGCGUCAGCUUCCGCGACCCUUUGGUGUCUGAGGGAGGCCCGCGGCGGUCCCUGAGUGUGCCCCCAGCCCAGCGCCGCAGGCCACGCAGCCCCCCGCCCAGGGGCCCCAUACAUCGUCGCCGCCACCACCACCACCACCACCAUCACCGCCGCCACUCUGGCAGACGUCGCCACCAUCAAUGUGACUUGGGAUCAGGGUCGGACUCGGGAUCUUGCUCCAGCUCGCCCUCCAGUCCCAGUUCCGAAUCCUCAGAGGACGAUGGCUUCUUCCUAGGGGAACGCAUCCCACUGCCCCCGCACCUGUGCAGGCCAAUGCCUGCUCAGGACAUUGCAACUGAGACCCCCAAUUCCCCAUCUCCACAGCUCCCCGGGAACUCUCGCCCAGGGAUGCCUCGCCAGGCCAGAGACAAGAACUGCAUCGUGGCUUGAAGGAGUGACAGUUCUGGAGGGCUGCACUCUCAAGUCAGUGUAGAUGAUGACCCAGCCCCCCAACUUAAGUCAUAAAUCCCUUGCCUUCCUCCCUCCUU